This is a messenger RNA of Nilaparvata lugens (brown planthopper), 2518 nucleotides long. RefSeq names its product GTPase HRas. Gene Ontology annotation, biological process: epidermal growth factor receptor signaling pathway; Ras protein signal transduction. Gene Ontology annotation, molecular function: GTPase activity; GDP binding; GTP binding. The record is from RefSeq and is a predicted model, not a curated record. Bases 411 to 977 code for a protein of 188 amino acids. Gene Ontology annotation, cellular component: plasma membrane. The transcript is spliced from 7 exons. Lineage: Eukaryota; Metazoa; Arthropoda; Insecta; Hemiptera; Delphacidae.
UUUUACCUCAAAGAACGCCCGUAAUCAUAACGUACAAACAUGAUCUUGCUAAUUGAAUUUAAAAUAAUAUAAAUUUUAAUCUUAUUUUUAUAAAUUGAAGAAAUAUUUGUUUUUUCAAUAAUUCUGUUUAAUUUACGUCAUGAUGAUGAAUAACAAGGGGUAUUAUGAUUACGAACUACGAAGUAAGCUUACAGCUUAGAAGUGGUGUGCAUACUGUGCAAUGCAAUGCAUAUCUUCAACUUCGGUCAUAGUUAAAAGUAAACACUUGGGUGUAAUUAAAAGUUAUUGUUUUAGUAAACUAUGUAAUUUUAAAUGUUGUGCAAGAAAAAAUUAAGCAUAAGCUACAAUGGUUUAGAUUGGUUAGUUUUAAAAACAUUUAUUACAGUUGCAUUCAGUACCGCACCUGAAGUAUGACGGAGUACAAACUUGUUGUGGUCGGAGCUGGAGGUGUGGGAAAAAGUGCCUUAACUAUACAGUUAAUACAAAACCACUUUGUGGACGAAUAUGACCCUACAAUUGAGGAUUCUUAUCGUAAGCAGGUAGUGAUCGACGGUGAAACAUGUUUGUUAGAUAUUUUAGAUACCGCUGGUCAAGAAGAGUACAGUGCCAUGAGAGACCAGUACAUGAGGACUGGAGAAGGGUUUUUGUUAGUAUUUGCAGUUAACAAUGCAAAAUCAUUUGAAGAUAUAAGUAAUUAUAGAGAACAAAUCAAAAGGGUUAAAGAUGCUGAAGAAGUACCGAUGGUUUUGGUCGGAAACAAAUGUGAUUUGCCGACUAGAGCUGUUGAAAUGAAUGUAGCUCAUGACAUUGCCAAGCAAUAUGGAGUGCCGUUUGUUGAAACUUCAGCGAAAACUAGGCAAGGUGUUGAUGAUGCUUUCUACACUUUGGUUAGAGAAAUUAGGAAAGAUAAGGAACAAAGAGGGAAGGAGAAACGCAAAAAGCCCGGCAAGCGAAGAAAGCACUGUCACCUAUUCUAACUCGUGGCCAACAGCAGUCGUCAGCCUCGCCUUGUCCAGCUAACGCUUUCUUCUUCCAUAUAUUUUGUAAUGUGUCUACUUUUCACAGUUGUACAGAAUUGCAUGCAAAACUACUUGAAUGCAACUCGUGCUGGAAUACGAACAAAAUGCCCCAACAUUAAACUUGGCCGGCUGGGCUACUCAUCACUGCCAAGAUAGCACUGGUCAUACCUGGAUGCAUCUUGAUUGUGGACAACUCAAAUAAGAUUAAUGAUAGGUAUUUUGGCGUGAAAUGAUUUAAGUGAACAAGUGGACUCAUAGUUCUUUUAUAACGACGCAUUUGGUAUCACAUUACUAGCUUACAGCUCUUUUUAUCGUCUUUGUCAUCAUAGUAUUUAAGUACUUGAGUCGGCCAAAAUGUUGAUGAAUACUAAUGCAAUUUUACUAUCCAGUUAUUGUUAGAUAAACAAAUUGUAAUUAUAUUCUAAUAAAUGAUGACUAGCCUAGUGGAGGUGAAUAGACCCUAGUUAGGGACUGUGCGUGUGAGAGCGUGCAAGCGCUUGUCUCCAUAUCGUUAGUGUACUUUUACGCACACUCUGCACAUUUGAGAACCAAUAUAUUAUGUAUAAAAUAUGUACAGUUUUUUAUAAAAAUUAUUAUAUUCUAGAAUUAUUUAAUGAAAUUGUAUAUUAUAAUAAUGUAUAUGAUACAGUAGAUGAUUGAUAGUUCAAAUUUGUUCAAUAUCCAUCUACAAGAGAAUAUACAAAUGUAUUCUGCGUUUUAAAUUUGAUCAUUUCGAUGACAAUUUUUCAAAAUGCCUGAUCAUUGAAAUAGUUUAUUUUUAGGAUAAUUAUACUUUAUUAUAAUCUGGUUUAUAAUAAUUUUAGCUUACGUUUUAGAAUUUUAUAUGUAAGUUAAAUAAUAAACAUGACGAAAUUUGUACAACUUUGUUUUUUAAAGAUUUUAAAUCUUAUUAAGUUUGAGAAAACCAAUGAUGAGCCUCCUUUGUCGAUAUUUUCGGUUGCCUCAAAUUCUCAUAAGUCGAGGUAAGUAGAGAGUAUUACUACUUACCUUUGUGAUUUUCAUUCUUCUGAAUAAUUACUAAUUUUUAACUAAGCUAUAAUUAAUAUUUUUAACUGAGAGAUUAUACAAAUCUAUUCUAUUUUUCUGUAAGUUAUUAACGUUAAAUAUUCAGAGUUGCUAAUUAUUCUACAACUUUGGAAAGCUCAAAGUUGCUUUCUUGUAUUUUUUGUAUUGUGUUGUUAUAAUUGUGUUUUCCAUAAUCAGAAUCAACCGUAAUUAAAAUGAGUAAAAUUUGUGAAUUUAAGCACAAAUUUGUAGGUACCGUAAAAUUUAUAUUUGCUACUUAGUUCAUUUUUAAUUGUUAUCUCCCUACAUAAACAUUUUAUUUUUAAAUCAAGCUGUGCUAUUGCGUAGUACAUCAUUUUUGUUAUAGAUUUUCUAAUUUUAGAGUUUAAUAUAUAUAUAUUUUAACUUAUUACUGAGUUGGCUAUAUUGUCUUCAUCUAUUUAUAAAGAAAAUAUAUUCCAUGAUUUUAGAAA